Molecule: messenger RNA, 1350 nt
Organism: Arachis duranensis
Lineage: Eukaryota; Viridiplantae; Streptophyta; Magnoliopsida; Fabales; Fabaceae
Product: UDP-glycosyltransferase 83A1-like
Exons: 2
Coding region: 1-1350 (449 amino acids)
Molecular function (GO): UDP-glycosyltransferase activity
Source: RefSeq, a predicted model, not a curated record
AUGGGGAUACCACAUUUUCUAGCAAUACCAUACCCAAUCCUAGGACAUAUUAGUCCCCUUUUUCAAUUUUGUCAAGUUUUGGCCACAAAUGGAUACAAAAUCACUUUCUUGACCUCAGAUAACAACUUCAAUAGGGUGAAUAGGGCUGCAAGUGAAGGUAAAUUUGUAAAAUCACAAAUGAGGGUGGUGUCCCUACCAGAUGGGUUGGGCCCUGAAGAUGAUGGAAGUGAUCAGCCCAAGGUUAUAUUGUCCAUAAAAACCACAAUGGUGGCUAUGCUUCCAAAGUUUAUAGAAGAUGUGAAUGCUAUGGAUAGUGAUAACAAGAUUUCUUGUGUCAUUGUCACAAAGAACAUGGGUUGGGCCUUGCAAGUUGCUCUCGAUUUGGGCCUCAAAGGGGCUUUGUUCUGGCCUGCCUCAGCAACUUCCUUGGCCUCCUUUGAUUCCAUGCAGAGGCUCAUUGAUGAGGGAAUUAUAGAACCCAUGUUAUUAAUUAUCUCUUUUGAAAUUUCAUCAGGACUCCCAAGCAAAGAACAUGAGAAAAUUAAGUUGUGCUCAAACAUGCCUAUGAUAGAUGCAAGUGCCAUGCCAUGGUACUGUUUGGAUAACACUUUCUACUUCCAUCACAUGAAGCAAGAGAUUCAAACCCUAAAGCUAGCAAAAUGGUGGCUUUGCAACACAACCAUUGAUCUUGAGCCAGGACCCUUUUCCAUAUCACCAAAUCUCAUACCAAUAGGUCCAUUGAUUGCAACUAAUUACAACAAAAGUGAAGAAAAAACAUGCCAAGAAUGGCUGGAUCAGCAACCACCAAAAUCCGUUAUAUACAUUUCAUUUGGUAGCAUGGUAUCACCUAGUAAGGAACAAUUCAAGGAACUCGCUCUUGGACUUGAUUUUCUUAACAUGCCUUUUCUUUGGGUUAUUAACAAGAAUAAUAAUAAUAACCCAUUAUUAUACCCGGAAAAUUUUAAGGGAAACAAAGGUAAAAUUGUUGGUUGGGUGAUGCAAAAGAAGAAAGUUUUGAGUCACCCUUCGAUAGCUUGUUUUGUUAGUCAUUGUGGUUGGAAUUCGACUAUGGAAGGUGUGUGUUGCGGUGUCCCUUUUUUGUGUUGGCCUUUCUGUAGUGACCAAAUCAUUAAUAAGACAUAUAUUUGUGAUGUGUGGAAAGUUGGGAUUGAAUUUGAGAAGGAUGAAAAUGGAUUGGUAUCAAGGGAAGAGAUAAAGAAGAAGGUGGAAAUGUUAUUUGAAGAUGAAGGAAUUAAAGAGAGAUCGUUGAAACUCAAGGAAAUGAUGAUCAAGAACAAAGUUGAAGGUGAUAAGAAUCUCAAUGAGUUCAUCAAUUGGGUCAAGGAAUGA